AUGAGGAGACCUUCUUCAAGAGGAGAUUUUUCGAGAAGUUCAAUUUCUGCCUUUUAUUGGCCACCAGAAAGCAAAGAUACUAUAGAUGUAACACAACACAUCACUGGCUGUGAAAAUGAAUGUAGUUUAAAAACAUUUACAAAUCGUUCAGAAAUAUAUAAAGCAAAACCUUCACUUGAAGAAUAUUGCCAAAAUACUAAUUUUAACAAUAAUUAUUCUUCUUCUUCAAAGGCAAUUAAGCCUUUAAUGUUAAUUAGCUAUUGCUCUUUUUUGGUGUUAAUUAUAUUUAUGUUAUGGCAAUAA
Meloidogyne enterolobii is the source of this 303-nucleotide messenger RNA. The record is from the annotation of a GenBank genome assembly. Lineage: Eukaryota; Metazoa; Nematoda; Chromadorea; Rhabditida; Meloidogynidae.